GGAGGAGGAGGCUGAUGGGAUAUGAGGAGGUCCCUGCAUGGGGGCAGUCUGCUGAGCAUCACCUCCCCCCUGUCCUACUGCCAUCACACAGGGCUGGAGGUGUGGGUUCGAGCAGCAGCACCUCCAGCGCGGUGUCCCCGCACAGCUUAACACACACUCAUUGAACACACACACGCACGCACACGCGCGCACACACACACACGCACACACACUGAGCCCGGAGGUGAGUUCUCUCCCAGGACGAAAAGGAGGAAUCCAUCCAGUGACACGAAGAUGGACCAGGGGAGAUGAGAGCACCGCGGGCUGUGUGAGCGCAGGUCGGACUGAGCGGACCGCAGAGAGACCCACCAUGGAGAGAAGUCCGCGCGAACCGUGAAGCGCCGGGAGCGCACGGAGGAAUGGUGGUAAGCCGAAGGCUAGGGAUUUGAGUGACGGGAACCGAACUUUGUUUCCGAGACAGGUGACUUUUCGGCCGCUUCGUACGACUUCAGCCUCCGCUCUGCCGCUCAAAGCCACCGUGUUGUCGUGUUGUUGCCAUGGCAGCAUACAGCCAGACACAGUACAGUCCAGCCAUUCAGUCUACUGGACCAUAUGGGCCCUACACACACCACCCGCAGGGCUACGGGGUGCCCUCCUACAACAUUAAGACAGAGGAUGGCCUGAGCCACUCCCCAGGACAGAAUGGCCUCCUAGGAUACCCCUCCAACUUCAGCACCGCUCCUCCUGGUCAGAGCCUGUACAGCUAUUCCACACACGGUAGCAGCAUUUCAUCAGGUAUUUUCCAAGGAACCAAUGGCAUCGCUACUUCUGCGCCGUUCAACCAUUCUCAGCAGGAUUUCUCUGCGUACUCCGCCUACAGCCAAUCGCAGUACUCUCCGUACUACAGCUCCCACUACAAUGCCCCCUACCUCGCAGCCAGUAAUGUCAGCCCAUCUGCCAUGGCGGCCACCAUACCCUAUCAGCACGCAGAGCACCUCCCGGUCGUCACCAAUCAUAGUCCGGAGUCGCUUCCGGGAGAUCAUCACCCGUCCCCGAGCCCCCCAACUCCCAGCAAGGAGCAAGACGGGGUGCGAGCGCGGAGGGGAUCCGACGGGAAGCUGCGCGGAAGGAAGAGGGCGAGCGACCCAGCGCCGCCCCUGGACUCUGACAUCGAGCGUGUGUUCGUGUGGGAUCUGGAUGAGACCAUCAUCAUCUUUCACUCCCUGCUGACGGGAACCUUCGCCACAAGGUUCGGCAAGGACUCGGCAAAAUCUGUAUCCUUGGGUCUGUGGAUGGAGGAGAUGAUUUUCAACCUGGCCGAUUCACGCCUCUUCUUCAACGAUCUGGAGGAAUGCGACCAAGUUCACAUCGAUGACGUGGCUUCGGAUGACAAUGGACAGGACCUGAGCACCUAUAACUUUGGAGCGGAUGGGUUCCAGACCGCAGCAGGGAGUGCGGCCCUCUGCCUUGGGUCCGGCGUCCACGGGGGGGUAGACUGGAUGAGGAAACUGGCCUUCCGAUACCGCCGGGUCAAGGAGAUCUACAACACAUACAAAAACAAUGUGGGAGGCUUGCUGGGCAGCCCCAAGCGGGAGGAGUGGCUUCAGUUGCGUCGAGAGCUGGAGGUCCACACAGACCUGUGGCUCACACAGGCUCUUAAAGCUCUGGCACUCAUCAGCUCACGGCCAAACUGCGUGAACGUGCUAGUGACCACAACCCAGCUCAUUCCUGCCCUGUCGAAGGUCCUGCUGUACGGCCUGGGUGCGGCUUUCCCCGUUGAGAACAUCUACAGUGCUACGAAGACGGGAAAGGAGAGCUGCUUCGAGCGUGUGACGCAGCGGUUUGGUCGCCGGGCUGUGUACGUGGUGGUGGGAGAUGGCGUUGAAGAGGAGGCUGUCUCCAAAAAGAAGAACAUGCCGUUCUGGAGGGUGUCCUGCAGGGCUGAUCUAGAGGCCCUAAGUCACGCACUGGAGCUGGACUACCUCUAGGGUCCAUCCACACGUCACCUGCCGCUCAGACUCCUUACCACCUUCCAGCGGACCGCUGAGCCCACAUCGACCGUCAAAUUCGAGAAAUUUUACACAGAAGGACCAACAUGCCUAUCACAACUGGGUGGCAAGAUUUCGGGACAUCCUGCCAAGUUCUGACGCAGCCGACGUUUUGCGGACUGAGACUCGGCGACUGGAGGAGCGUCUCAACGUCGGACUGCUGCAAGUUGCACUGAAACGGGACUCAAAGGAUUUAUGCCUUUUUUUUUUUAACUUUAUACUUUUGCGCGAAAUAGUCAUUGAUGCCAAACCAUUCCUUCUUGUACCACCAGGUGACUUCCGAAAAAGGCCUCGAUUCUCAGUGAGACAAAGUAGGUCGUUGAGUUUGCGCUUGACCGACCCGGCCAAGAUGAGUAAGUUAGAGGUCCGUAGCUGCGGCGGAAUCCGAUACGAUGUGCACCGAAACUCGUCCGAUGACUCUGGAUCGCUUAUGCUCGGCCCGGAUCUGGUAUAAGAGCUUCACGCGAUACUAGGGUUUAAGAGGUGACGGAGAAUCGUCAGGGGAGCAUCACUCUAAGGCGUUCAUUUUUUAAGACUUGAAAGAACACCCUCGGUACAUUAUGAGCGAACAAUUCAAAGUGCGGUUUCACAGGUCGUCUUGAGCCACCGUUAGAGCCAAUGGGCCUUCAGGUCGAAACUCACGGCAAGACGGGUCUAGUUACUCGACACUGUCAUCGUCUUUAAGUCGAAAUGGUCGUGGUAGACGAUGGGAAUGUGAUUCGAGGGGCAGCGCUGUGACGUCAUCAGCGAGACACCUGUGCAAAGGGGGACUUUGGCUGACUGCAAGUGAAGGAAAGGGACAGAAUGAGGACAGCAGAAGACCCCUGCACAUCAGCUGGACAGCCGAUGGAGCGUUUGCUCAUCUUCCCGACCUUGCGAGAGGAGACAAAAAGGGCGUCGUAGGAAAAGGCAGGUGGACAGAACUGAGCCAACAGUUCAGGCGCUAUGAUCUUCCUACACAUCCUACAGUCCUGUCCUCUACAUCAUCUCUUUUGUUCGUUCAGUCUGCGCCCAUGGCUUCUGGGCUGCGACGAAGGGUGCCGAGUCCCAUAGCGACAGGAUGUAGUUGCAAGUCGCGAGAAGAGCAAGAGAAAAGAAAAGUACUACUAACGAUACUAAUUAAUUCCACCUUAACUCACAGCAUUUUGUACACCUGGGCACAUCGAGAGUCUUGUAUUUAAUUUAAAAAACACACCCUUUCCACAGCACUAGGCAUAUUUGUGUAGUUUCCUCUGUACAAAGUGGGCGCCAGUUCAGUGUCGAUGGCUGUAUAUUUGUUUCUCGUAUGUUAUUCUGUUCCGUUUUCUUCACUAAGUGUUUAUAUAUAACAUGUAUGUAAUAAAUGGUAUAGGUUAUUUCUGGAGUUUGCAUGUAUUUGCUACAUUUGUCACUAGCUCUGAUUUGUAUAUAAGGUCUUUUGUUGUUUCUUUUGUUUCUAUGGUCCAUUAUAAUAGAAUAAUAAAAUAAUAUAAUUCAAA
Molecule: messenger RNA, 3505 nt
Organism: Scleropages formosus (Asian bonytongue)
Lineage: Eukaryota; Metazoa; Chordata; Actinopteri; Osteoglossiformes; Osteoglossidae
Gene: eya2
Product: EYA transcriptional coactivator and phosphatase 2
Exons: 16
Coding region: 537-1967 (476 amino acids)
Biological process (GO): multicellular organism development; negative regulation of extrinsic apoptotic signaling pathway in absence of ligand; cell differentiation
Cellular component (GO): nucleus
Molecular function (GO): protein tyrosine phosphatase activity
Source: RefSeq, a predicted model, not a curated record